AUGGAGGAGGUCGCGAAGAAACGGCCAAUAAUCUCGGCUAGAGAAAGAGGCCCGGGCCCUGCACGCUACGCUCUGCCCCCUACAGUUGGAUACAUCAAUCAUGACUUCACUAAGCCCACCAGCCCGGCAUACUCCUUCCAUACCCGUCUGAGCAGCAUCAUGAUCUCUGAGGACUCCAGCCCUGGACCAAGAUAUCACGUUGACGCCAAGGUUACCCGGUUUGGCCGGAUGGAUACACCAUCCUACUCUAUUUUGGGCAGAGGAAGGCGCAUAGAGAGUAAAGAUUAUCUGUCCCAUAGUCCAGGGCCUGGUUCCUAUAGCCCAGAAAAGGCUCCACCUCUCAAUGCCCACCGCAGACCUCCAUCACACACCAUCGGUGCCCGCACCAGAUACCGCUCUGUGGAUGCUGUACCAGCACCCAACAGCUACACGCUUCCUAAUCUGCUGGGCUGCCAGGUUCCCAACAAACCCUCUAGUGCCAGCUACAGCCUCUCAAGCCGGAUGAAGGUUGGAGCNCCUGCUGAAGAUCUCGCGGUGCCUCCUGCACCAGCAAAAUACAACAUCCCCAACCCAGACAUUUACCGCCAGCGCCAGCCGUCCUUCUCCAUGCAGGGCCGGACUAAGAGGCCCAAUUAUUCUUCUGUCAUUCCCGGUCCGGGCACAUACAGCCCAGAGAAAUUUUAUCUGCAUCUCCCCAAAUCCCCAGGCUUCAGUAUGGGUAUCAGACACACUGAGUUCGUGACUCCACUUGUGGUGCAUAUAGCUGACUGA
Molecule: messenger RNA, 771 nt
Organism: Monopterus albus (swamp eel)
Lineage: Eukaryota; Metazoa; Chordata; Actinopteri; Synbranchiformes; Synbranchidae
Gene: odf3l2a
Product: outer dense fiber of sperm tails 3-like 2a
Exons: 6
Coding region: 1-771 (256 amino acids)
Cellular component (GO): cytoskeleton
Source: RefSeq, a predicted model, not a curated record